AUGACAACAAAUAAAUUAUGUAAUUUUUUGCAACGUCUUCAUCUACCACUACGAGGAGUUGUGGCACCAAAAUAUUCAACAGCUGUGCAUCAACAAAAUUCAUUGUCAAAUAAAAUUGAAUUUGAUCCAUCAUUAUUUAAGAUAAAUAAAAAAAUAUGUGAACCAAAUUUAAGUCUAGCUUCAUUAUUCACCAAUAAAAAAAAUAUACGACAUAUAACUGAUCCCGCUAAAAAUGACUAUUCAAAGGAAGAUAAAACAACAGACAAAACAAUUGAUUUACCAACAAAUAAUAGCUCAAUUAAUAUUGAAAAACAAGCAGCAAGAAUGAUUGUCAUACGUCGUCGUAAAAUGAGACGUCAUAAAUUAAAAAAAUUACGUAAAAAAAUGAAAUUUAAAUGGGCAAAAGUUAAACAAAGACGUGAGCUCAAAAAAGAAAAAGCAUUUCAUGCUGAAUUAUUAGCACAGAUACAUGAAGCUGAAAAAUUUGAUGCUAAAAAAUAUGUGCAAUCGAAAUUUGAUAUAUUGGAUAAUGUUAGAAUCCCAUCAAGAUGGAAAGGUGAAAUUCUACCUGAAUCAAUGAUACGAGAAUUUAUGCAAAAAGAAGAAGAAAUUAAACAAAGAAAACUCAACAUACCUAGACAGUAG
Aphidius gifuensis is the source of this 645-nucleotide messenger RNA. RefSeq lists its product as uncharacterized. The coding region runs from base 1 to 645 and encodes 214 amino acids. The transcript has 3 exons. The record is from RefSeq and is a predicted model, not a curated record. Lineage: Eukaryota; Metazoa; Arthropoda; Insecta; Hymenoptera; Braconidae.